CUUUGGUUGAAGUGACUGUUUUUAAAUACCAGAUCAAUACUGCUAUCUGGUGGCCAUCUGGGGUAAUACAAGUAUCAGCUUGCAUUCUGAUCUAUUAAUAAUUACUGCUGAAGUUGUGUUUGAGCAACAAGCAUGUGACUGUGUCCAUAAAGGAAGGACAUUUUAACACACACGUUAACACUAACGUUUGACAUAAAAGGAAAGCGAGACUGAUUUAAAUUAUGAAAGUUUUUCCUUGACCUCUGCUUGGACUCUCUGUGAAUCACACCAGUUCCAGUGAAGGGUGCCAUGUCAAAGGACACAUUUCCGUUCACAUCUACCUCACUGCGCUCUCUGAGACUGGAGCAGGAGCUUCAGGAGUGGGAGGAUGCUCGGCGAACGUUGGCUCACAGGAGAGCCAUGACCAGGGCCCCGCUGCCCCGGGCCCCCAGACCUCCUCCCAGGCAGCAGCAGCGGCUCCAGGAGGUCCGGGCCCCUCCAACACAGAUCCGUUGCAGAGACACGGCCGUCCACAACACCUUCAUGUGCGGGGACAUGAGAGGAGUGUAUGCGGUGCUGAAGGACCCCGCGAUGGUCAAUGCCCUGAUGGAGACGGUGCAUGAGGAGAUGGUGUGGGCUCCAGAGAUGGGCAUGUGGACGCUGAGCUCCAAGGUGAAGCAGACUUCAGCAUUACGCCUGGCCGCCGGCAGAGGACACUCAGGAUGUGUGGAGGAGCUGCUGUUUCGUGGGGCCGAGGUGAACGCCGACCCCGGAGGACACACGGCCCUCCAUGAUGCCUGUAUGGGGGGUAACGCUGUCUGUGUCCAGCUGCUGCUUUCUCACGGAGCAGAUCCUGACCUGCUGGCUGCAGACGGCAGCGCUCCUCUUCACCUCUGCACCUCCGCCCAGUCAUUCCAGUGUGCUGAGUUGCUGAUAGACGGAGGAGCAGAGGUCAGCAUCAGGAUGAGGGAGUCGAGGGUCACAGCUCUGCAUGUGGCCGCCCGGCGAGGCCUGGAGGAGCACGUGGAGCUCUUCCUCAGCCACGGAGCGGACGUGUUAGCCACGAAUCAAGAGGGGGAGACGCCUCUGAACGCUGCCUGCUCCGCCGCCGAGAGGCCCUCUGAGGCCGGCCGCUAUCUACGUGUGAUUCAAAAGCUGCUGGGUGCCGGAGCUGACCCCAGAACUGCAGGCAGGAAGCAGCACACCCCUCUGCACAACGCCUGUGCAAACUGCAGCCACCAGAUUGUGAACGUCCUCCUGCAGCACGGAGCCAAGGCAGAUGUUGCCAACUGUGCCGGAUACACACCACUUGACUGUCUGCUGCAGGUGGUUGAAGAUUACCUGGGCCAGCAACCGGAAGCAAUAGCACGGUCGCUUCUGAACCACGGAGCUCAGCCUGUUUCACCAAAGACGUUGAAGCAGUGCGUCCUCUCUCCGGCCACUCUGGAGGUGAUGCUGAACUCGUACACCUCCAUCCCUCCCUGUGAGUGGAUGGACUCUCUGUCUACUGAGAUAGACGAGGAGCACCGACCUUUCUUUGACUUGGUGCGUCAGCGGAGCGGCCAGCCUCGUUCUCUGCAGCAUCUCUGUCGAUGUGCUCUACGCCUGCUCCUCAGAGGCCGGUGUUUCCCAGCAGUCAGUGACCUGGACAUUCCCAGCACUGUGAGGGAUUACCUGCUGCUGAGUAACGAUGGGACGCUCCACUGACUUUAUGUUGUAUAUAUACACAUUUUUAACUCUUUGGAAACAAGAUUUAUUUUAGAUUACAGCUACUUUUUUUUAAACUAACACUUGUUUUUGUCAACUUGAAAUACUUUCAGAUGGAGUUUCUGUAAGAAAAUACAAAUAAAUACAACUUUACCUCC
Molecule: messenger RNA, 1844 nt
Organism: Sebastes umbrosus (honeycomb rockfish)
Lineage: Eukaryota; Metazoa; Chordata; Actinopteri; Perciformes; Sebastidae
Gene: asb16
Product: ankyrin repeat and SOCS box containing 16
Exons: 7
Coding region: 289-1686 (465 amino acids)
Biological process (GO): intracellular signal transduction
Molecular function (GO): protein binding
Source: RefSeq, a predicted model, not a curated record